CUCCGCACCCGGGCCGGGCCGCGCGGCCCCGGAACGGUUUCCUCCGGGGGCGUUAAGCGGCGGACCGGAAGUGGGGCCGGAAGUACCCGGCGGACCGCAGCAAGUGAGCACCGCGGCCCGCCAAGUCCGAAUUUGCAGACGGCGCGGGACGCGGGAGCUUCGCCCGGAGCCGGGAUUUCUGUAGAGAGCACAUGAUGACCCAGUUCCACAUGCUGGCAUUACUUACCUGAGGAGGCUGAGACGCCAGGAUACUCAGAGGGGACCCAGACAGCCUUCAUCUCAGCCCCCCUUUGUGCUAUCCUGAGACCAGGCUGAUAUGCCCAAGAUAGUUCUGAAUGGUGUGACAGUGGACUUCCCUUUCGAGCCCUACCAGUGUCAACAGGAGUACAUGACCAAGGUCCUGGAAUGUCUCCAGAAGAAGGUGAACGGCAUUCUGGAGAGUCCUACGGGCACUGGGAAGACGCUCUGCCUCCUCUGCACUACACUGGCCUGGCGUGAACACCUCCGCGACGCCAUUUCUGCCCGCAAGAUUGCUGAGAGGGUGCAAGGGGACCUUCUUCUCCAUCAGCAGUUGUCAUCCUGGGGGAACUCCACUGCUGCUGAUGGAGACACCAUAGAUUGCUAUGCAGACAUUCCAAAGAUCAUCUAUGCUUCCAGGACCCAUUCACAGCUCACUCAAGUCAUCAGUGAGCUUCGGAGCACCUCCUACCGGCCUAGGGUAUGUGUGCUGGGCUCUCGGGAACAGCUGUGCAUCCACCCUGAGGUGAAGAAGCAAGAGAGUAACCACCUGCAGAUCCAUUUGUGUCGCAAGAAGGUGACUAGUCGCUCCUGUCAUUUCUACAACAAUGUAGAAGAGAAAAGCCUGGAACAGGAGCUGGCCGCUUCCAUCCUGGACAUUGAGGACCUUGUCCGAGGCGGGAGCAAGCACAAAGUAUGCCCUUAUUACCUUUCUCGGAACCUGAAGCAGCAAGCUGACGUCAUCUUCAUGCCGUACAACUACUUACUGGAUGCCAAGAGCCGCAAGGCACACAACAUUGACCUGAAGGGGACAGUUGUGAUCUUCGAUGAAGCCCACAACGUGGAGAAGAUGUGUGAAGAGUCGGCGUCUUUUGACUUGACCCCCCGAGAUGUGGCUUCGGGACUAGAGGCUCUCGACCAGGUUUUGGAGGAGCAGACCAGGGUGGCACAGCAGGGUGAGCUCCACCUGGAGUUCAGCAUGGACACUCCCAGCUCAGGCAUCAAUAUGAAUCUAGAAGACAUCGCCAAGCUGAAGAUGAUUCUGCUUCGCCUGGAGGGGGCGAUUGAUGCCAUCCAGCUGCCUGGUGAUGACCGUGGAGUCACCAAGCCUGGGAGUUACAUCUUUGAGCUGUUUGCUGAAGCCCAGAUAACGUUUCAGACCAAGGGCUGCAUCCUGGAUUCCCUGGACCAGAUCAUCCAGCACCUGGCAGGACGUACUGGUGUGUUCACCAACACAGCUGGCCUGCAGAAACUGGUGGACAUCAUCCAGAUUGUGUUCAGUGUGGACCCAUCCGAGGGCAGCCCUGGUCAUGUGACUGGGCUGGGAGUCUCACGGUCCUAUAAGGUGCAUAUACACCCUGACACCGGCCACCGAAGGGCAGCACAGCGGUCAGACUCCUGGAGCACCGCCGCAUCCCGAAAGCCGGGGAAGGUGCUGAGCUACUGGUGCUUCAGCCCCGGCCACAGCAUGCGGGAGCUGGUCCACCAGGGCGUGCGCACCAUCAUCCUCACCAGUGGCACGCUGGCCCCACUGUCUUCCUUUGCCUUGGAGAUGCAGAUCCCCUUUCCAGUCUGCCUAGAGAACCCACACGUCAUCGACAGGCACCAGUUCUGGGUGGGGGUCAUUCCCAGAGGCCCGGAUGGAGCCCAGCUCAGCUCUGCAUUUGAUAAACGGUUUUCUGAGGAGUGCCUGUCCUCUCUGGGAAAGGCCCUGGGCAACAUUGCUCGUGUGGUGCCCCAUGGACUCCUGGUCUUCUUCCCUUCGUACCCGGUGAUGGAGAAGAGCCUGGAGUUCUGGAGGGCCCGGGACCUGGCCAGGAAGGUGGAGGCUCUGAAGCCUCUCUUUGUGGAGCCUAGGAGCAAAGGCAGCUUCCCAGAGGUCAUCAGUGCCUACUACCAGCGAGUGGCCUCCCCCGGGUCGAGCGGGGCCACCUUCCUCGCAGUGUGCCGGGGCAAGGCAAGCGAAGGGCUGGACUUCGCAGACAUGAAUGGUCGAGGUGUGAUUGUCACGGGCCUCCCGUAUCCCCCGAGAAUGGAUCCCCGGGUGGUCCUCAAGAUGCAGUUCCUGGACGAGAUGAGGAGCCAGGGUGUGGCUGGAGGGCAGUUCCUCUCUGGGCAGGAGUGGUACCGGCAGCAGGCAUCCAGGGCCGUGAACCAGGCCAUUGGGCGCGUCAUCCGGCACCGCCAGGACUAUGGAGCUGUCUUCUUGUGUGACCACAGGUUUGCCCAGGCCGAUGCCCGAGCCCAGCUACCCUCCUGGGUGCGCCCCUACGUCAGAGUGUAUGACAGCUUCGGCCAUGUCAUCCGAGACGUGGCCCAGUUCUUCCGUGUAGCUCAGAAAACUAUGCCCACGCCUGUCCCCCAGGUGGUGGCCCCAAGUGUGGGCGGAGAUGGUGUUCUGAGGAUGGCCCUGCCCGGUGCCCCCCUGCCCGCCAGGAAAGCCACGAGCCUGGAUGUGCACGUCCCCAGCCUGAAGCGGAGGGGUACAGGACCACCAGCCACUGGGGACUCCGAGAGCUGCCUGUGUGUGGAGUAUGACCAAGAGCCAGCAUCGGUCCAGAGGCGGCCCCUGGGGCUGCUGGCUGCCCUGGAGAGCAGCGAGCAGAGGGCUGAGAUGCCUGGGGGGGAGGAGGAGGCACUUGGGCACUCCAUGCAAGCGGGAAGGUGUGAGAAGAGGUUGGCUGAUGAGCAGAGAGGAGGAAGGAAGAAGGUCAGAUUGGUUAGCCGCCUGGAGGAUCCCGCAGCUGGUACCCAGGUGGGCAGAGCCAAGCUGUUCAUGGUGACUGUGAAGCAGGCACUGAGCCAAGCCAACUUUGACACCUUUACCCAGGCCCUGCAGAAGUACAAGGGCUCUGAUGACCUCGAAGGCCUGAUGGCUUGCCUUGCUCUCCUCUUCGCUGAAGACCCCAAGAAACACAGCCUGCUCCAAGGUUUCUACCAGUUCGUACGACCCCACCACAAACAGCAGUUUGAGGACAUGUGCUUCCAGCUCACGGGCCAAGGCUGCAAUUACUGGCCGGAGCCCCGCCUUCCCCAAGGGCAGCCCGCACAGCCAGCCCUGGACUCCAUUGGCCCUCCAGAGUCUGUUUCUUUGGGAAAGAGAGAAGUUGAGUCUAAACUGACAAUGUCCAAGGAUGUACAACUGGACCCUGGAGAGCAUCUGAACCAAGGCAGGCCCCACCUGUCCACUGGACUGCUUGCUACAGGAAACCCUGGCCGAGAUCGCCAAGUAGAGUCUGGAGUGAAGCCAGGCCAGCUUGCUGUGAGCACCUACCUCGCGGAUGUACGCAAGGCCCUGGGAUCUGAAGGCCACGGCCAGCUCCUGGCAGCGCUGAGGGCGUACAAACAGGACGAUGACCUUGACACGGUGCUGGCUGUGCUGGCUUCGCUAACCACCACAAGGCCUGAGGACUUCCCCUUGCUCCGGAGGUUCGGCAUGUUUGUGCGUCCCCACCACAAGCUGAAGUUCCUGAAGACCUGCUCAGACCUGAUGGGUCCUCCCGCUGCUGCCGGUGCCAGUGCCGCUGCCACCGCCACCACCGGCACCACCACCGGCACAGAUACUGGCACGGGCACAGCGGGGCCUCCUCCCACCAGCACGGGCACAGAUACCGGCACGGGCACAGCGGGGCCUCCUCCGGGGCCUCCUCCCACCACCACCGGCAAAGGCGCCUUGCUGUGGGAGAAACCUGGGAAGACUCAGAGCAAGAUUUCAUCCUUCCUUAGACAAAGGCCAGCUGGGAACGUGGAGGCCAAGGGCACCGCCACCGAGCUGCCCCACGGGCGCCGGAAGCCCGGGCCCGGGCGGGCUCCCUUCCUGUGCCCGGGCUGUGGGGCAGACGAUGCAGUGCCCUUCCAGUGCCCUUCCUGCGACUUCCACCGAUGCUCGGCCUGCUGGCGCCGGCACAUCCAGGCUUCUAGGACAUGUCCUGCUUGCCAGGCCGCCACCAGGAAGCAGAGCAUCGCACAGGUCUUCUGGUUGGAGCCCAGUGAGGGCUAGGAAGACCGUAA
Messenger RNA from Dipodomys ordii (Ord's kangaroo rat), 4248 nucleotides. RefSeq names its product regulator of telomere elongation helicase 1 (gene Rtel1). The coding region runs from base 317 to 4237 and encodes 1306 amino acids. The record is from RefSeq and is a predicted model, not a curated record. Gene Ontology annotation, biological process: telomeric loop disassembly; negative regulation of DNA recombination; negative regulation of t-circle formation. Gene Ontology annotation, molecular function: DNA binding; DNA polymerase binding; DNA helicase activity. Gene Ontology annotation, cellular component: nucleus. The transcript is spliced from 36 exons. NCBI's taxonomy places the organism in Eukaryota, Metazoa, Chordata, Mammalia, Rodentia, Heteromyidae.